AUGCUUUCCAGUGAAGGAACUGUUCAAGAAUCGAACCAGAACCGUCAGGUUUUAGACCAUUACUCUGCUACCCAAAACGCCGCUGAAACGGCUAGUUUUAUUAACCUUAAUCCCCAUUUUACUACCAGUGCCACUUCUCACCACCACCCAUUUCAUAAUACAGACACCCUAAAUAAUAGCACCCAGCUGACUUAUCUCUAUGACCCACGCGUUUAUGGCACCGCGUCAGCUUCAUCCUAUACAGCAGGGGCUUCAAUGCUCAGUCUUGAGCCGGAUAGACCGAAUGGGUUCAUGAUGGUGCCAAAGGGAGAACUUCUGGUAGGUGGGGUCGAGUUUAAUUCUAGUGCUAGUAGAAUUGGGUUGGAUUUGGGUGGUAGGACUUAUUUUGCUUCGUCGGAGGAUGAUUUUGUGAACCGGCUCUACCGCCGGUCCAUGGCAGUCGAUCCCGGUCCGGUGAACUCCCCUAAGUGCCAAGCUGAAGGAUGCGGCGCUAACCUCAACCACGCCAAGCACUACCACCGCCGCCACAAGGUGUGUGAGUUCCACUCCAAGGCCUCCACGGUCAUCAUCGCCGGCUUGACUCAGCGAUUCUGUCAACAAUGCAGCAGAUUCCAUACACUGUCGGAAUUCGAUAACGGGAAGAGAAGCUGCCGGAAAAGGCUGGCCGACCAUAACCGCCGGAGGCGAAAAUCCCAGCAAUCAAACCAAGAACUUACCAACAAGUCUCAGCUUGAUAGUGUCGGCGCAAUUCAUCCUCUGAAAACCUAA
This is a messenger RNA of Fraxinus pennsylvanica, 768 nucleotides long. Lineage: Eukaryota; Viridiplantae; Streptophyta; Magnoliopsida; Lamiales; Oleaceae. The record is from the annotation of a GenBank genome assembly.